Seminavis robusta is the source of this 2610-nucleotide messenger RNA. The record is from the annotation of a GenBank genome assembly. Lineage: Eukaryota; Bacillariophyta; Bacillariophyceae; Naviculales; Naviculaceae.
AUGCAGAGCUCACCGAAUCAGAAUCGCAACAGUGGCAUCUCAUCUCCCGUGAAUGUUCCUGUUGUGGGACAUGGUCCUUCUACUACAAGUACAUCGCUCUCUCCUUCUCAUGGCGCCUCUUCAGGCACUGUGAACUCUCCUUCGUCGUCUCCUCGCAUGUCGUCUGCUGCUGCUGCUGCUGCUGGUGGUGGUGGUGGUGGUGGUGGUCGUGGAGGCCAACGCGUUGGUUCGCUUGACAUCCACACAGCAUCUCACUUGUUCAAUACUAACAAUCGAGGAGGAGUGAAUCGUUUUUCCUCUCGAUCGACUGGCUUGGAUUUCAGUUUGGAUUUGACGACGAGCAGUGGAGGAGGAUGUUCCACCGUCAGCAGCGACUUUCAUACGAGCUAUUCGCUGAGUCACAAUGAGAGUACCAGUUCCUUUGGAGGUGCCAGUACUUGUGCCAGUGCCAGUGCCAGUAUGUGCAGUGCUGCUAACAGCAUGAGUGGUGCCAGCAAUAUUACCGGUACUAGUAGUUCCAAAUGGGGAAACCUCAGUGUCAAAUUCAGCGCCAAAAACUUUUGCAAACAGCAGAACAAACAAACUCCCUUUGAAGGAGUCUACCAACUAGGAGAACUCCUGGGGGAAGGGGGAUAUGGCGAAGUAUACCGUUGCUGCCACAUGGAAAGUGGACUCGAACGAGCUGUCAAGGUCGUAUUCAAAGAUCCCACGCUGCCACUCGAAGAACGCGACAAUCAAGCCAAGGAAUUCCACAUUCUCAAAGAAUGCGAUCAUCCAAACUUGCUGCACAUGUACGAACUAUUCGAAGACGAACUGUCAUUCUACAUUGUCACCGAUAUCAUCACCGGUGGAGAACUCUACGAUGAGCUGGAAUUGUGUGGAAAUUUCACAGAAGAAGACACACAAAUACUCAUGAACGUACUUCUCUCCUGUAUCAAUUACUGCCAUCAACAGGGACUCGUCCAUAAAGAUCUCAAACCGGAGAACAUUUUGCUCGAAGCCACCAAGGACUUUCAUUCACUCAAAAUCAUUGACUUUGGAUUGGCGCAACAACUCGCUCCUCCGGUAUCUCCACCACACUACUUGCAACCCAAAUUCACCGAUAUAGUCGACGAUCACAACAGUACGUUUGAAGGCAGCAAGUACUAUCUAGCGCCAGAAUGUAUUCAGGGGAUGCCAACAACCACAAAGUCAGAUAUUUGGGCCAUUGGCGUCAUUGCCUUUGUCAUGCUGGGAGGAUAUGCUCCCUUUGAUGGAGACACGGAUGAACAAGUACAUCGGGCCAUUGUACAGGGAUACUUUGACUUUUCAGAAGAAACAUGGGACGACGUCUCGGAAGAUGCCAAGGAUUUUGUACGAAUGCUACUCACGUACGAUGCCGAUGCAAGACCCACCGCGGAAACCAUGCUCCAACAUCCCUGGUUGGCGCCGGUCCGAAACGAUACCAGAAAUGAACAACAACGGCGUGCAUCCACACGGGCAUCUCUGACGGACCUACAAUCCUUUCAUUCCGCCGACUCCAAACUCAAACAAGCUACCUGCGCCAUCAUUGCCUCACAGUUCCUCAGCAAUCAUGAAAAGGAAGAAAUCGACGAAAUAUUUCGCAGUCUCGAUACCUCCGGAAAGGGCACGUUGACGUUGGAAGACUUACGGAGGGCCUAUCAAGAUUUCUUUCCAAACGACGACGAGGACGGUGAAGAAGGGGAAUGUGACGCUGACACAACAUCAUCAUCAUCAUCAUCAUCCAAACCCCAAAUAAAGAGCUGCACAAUUUCGGACGAGCAAAUUCAGGAACUCAUACGACAAGUCAACUUUUCAGGCUCCGGCAGUAUCUCGUAUUCCGAAUUUACCGUUGCCACCAUGAUGGAAAAGAACCUCAUUGACGACGACAAACUCCGUGCGGCAUUUGCGUACUUUGAUAAAGAAGGCACGGGAGUCAUCACGGCGCAAAAUCUAAAAGAUGCAUUGCACAUUGAUGACAGUCACGGCAGUGCCGCGGAUGCCUACGUGACCAAAAAGAUUAUCGGACAAGUAUCCCAAAGUGGAGUCAUUGAGUUUGAAGACUUUAAAAACAUGAUGUCCUCUCGCACCGUCAAACGAUUGUCCAUUCGACGAUCAUCACGUUUCCGACAAUCCAUAAUCUCCAAGCAAGCACUUCAGGAACUCGUAGAGGGAAUGGACGAAAGUGAAGUGUCACUGGAUGGAUCCUACCAAUCGCAAUCUUCUUCAUCUCAACAACGACGAUUCCGGGACUGUCACGGUUCCAUGGUCGGUACCGGUAGCAACAGAGUGGGUAAUGCACGGUCUUCCCUGGCUGAACCCGUCCCAGAAGCGUCCGAAGAGGAUGAAUCGGAAACUCAAGAAGAAGAUCUGGAGGAGGAGGAAGAAGAAGAUUUGGAAGACGAGGAGGAGGAAGAAGAUUUGUUUGAAGAAGAGGUUGACCGGUUGGCGUCCCUGCGAGCUAGUUUGACUUCGAAUCCUUCCUUCAGCACUCGCCGGCGAAAAGCAAGACGAUGUAGUGGCAUGGAUCAUGAGGGAGAUGAUCCACGGGCCAAUCCAGCAACACACAAUGAUGCGGUACUAUGCGUGACUACCACAUGUACGCACUAG